Messenger RNA from Cygnus atratus (black swan), 1568 nucleotides. RefSeq names its product apoptosis enhancing nuclease (gene AEN). The transcript has 4 exons. Gene Ontology annotation, cellular component: nucleus. Gene Ontology annotation, molecular function: 3'-5'-RNA exonuclease activity; nucleic acid binding. The coding region runs from base 69 to 1025 and encodes 318 amino acids. The record is from RefSeq and is a predicted model, not a curated record. Lineage: Eukaryota; Metazoa; Chordata; Aves; Anseriformes; Anatidae.
GGCCAGGCCAGGACUUGCCCGGGCAUGUGAGCGAGGCGGCUUCCGGGCCGGACACGUGGGGCGGCGGCAUGCCUCCGGGUAAGGGGCAGAUGACACCGCUGCCGCCCCCCAGAGCCCCCCCACCCGCACCCAAGGGUGCCCAGGGCCCCCCCGGCCCCAGGCCGGCCCCGCAGGGCCCUGUCCCCCCGCAGCCCCGCGGCAAGAAGCGGAGCCGCAGGCACCAGCGCUUCCUGGAGCGCCGGGCGCUGCUGGAGCAGAGGGGGGUGCUGAGACCCCCCCGCCACCAGCCGGGAGGCCAGGACCCCCCGGAGGUGCUCCCCGAGGUGGCCCCCAGGUGCGGGAAGGUGCCCGGGUCCCCGAUCCCAAAUGGCACCGCCGCGGGGGUGCCCCCGCUGCGGCCCGCCAAGUACGUGGCCAUCGACUGCGAGAUGGUGGGCACCGGCCCGCGGGGGCGGCAGAGCGAGCUGGCGCGGUGCAGCGUGGUGGGCUACCACGGGGACGUCAUCUACGACAAGUACGUGCGGCCGCGGCUGCCCGUCGUCGACUACCGCACGCGCUGGAGCGGCGUCACCAAGGGGCACCUGAGGAACGCCAUUCCCUUCAGGGCCGCCCAGGCCGAGAUCCUGAAGAUCUUGAAAGACAAGAUCGUGGUAGGACACGCCAUCCACAAUGACUUCCAGGCCCUGAAGUACUUCCACCCCAAAGACAGGACCCGAGACACCAGCCGGAUCCCGCUGCUGAACCAGAAGGCAGGGCUGCCCGUCAGGGCCAGCGCCUCGCUCAAGAGCCUGGCCAAGCACCUGCUCCACAAGAAGAUCCAGGUGGGCUGCAGAGGGCACUCGUCGGUGGAGGACGCCCAGACGGCCAUGGAGCUCUACAGGCUGGUGGAGGUGCAGUGGGAGACGGAGCUGGCCCGCAGCCAGCCCCCCUGCCCCCCCAGCCCCCCCGCGGACCCCAGUACAGACAGUGACCAGUACCUGGACGACCAGUACUGGCCCACGGACCUGACAGCGGGCAGCUCGUGACAGGGCUGGCAUCCCGUCCAUGCAUUUCGGGACCUGGUGCCUUCGGCUCGUAGGCGUGGAGGCAGCCGCCCACCUCCUUCCCCAGGGGAGAUCUUCCCAAAAACGAGAUCGGUGGCGCUUGGUGCCUGGGGACCAGCGGGGUCCCGGUGCCAGCCGGGAGGAGCACCCGUGGGUGCGUGGCUGUGGAAUGGGGCUCUGGGGGCACCUCUGAUGCUCUUUGAGGGGACGCCCUGCGUGGCGGGUGGUGGCACGUCCUGCUGCUGAUCGGGGAGGAUGGAGGUUAGUGGGUUCUCCAGAGGUUGUCCAGACAGGGGUGUGGGUCACGGCCCUGGGACAGCAGCUGGAAGCUGCUCUGCUGGCACCUGACCAUCCAGGGCCGGUGACGGGACCAAUUUCGUCCCCGUUUUCUUUGCACAGCAAAUCCUGGAAAGAGAGUCCGGGUCUAAUCGGUGUCUAAACCCUGUUGGAAACAGCUUAGGAUGCACUUUGUCUUAUUUGUCAUUUGUCUUAUUUGUCAAAUUCCGAAUUAAAAAUCAUUAUUGC